This is a messenger RNA of Lineus longissimus, 1032 nucleotides long. RefSeq lists its product as uncharacterized. The record is from RefSeq and is a predicted model, not a curated record. The transcript has 6 exons. Bases 77 to 628 code for a protein of 183 amino acids. NCBI's taxonomy places the organism in Eukaryota, Metazoa, Nemertea, Pilidiophora, Heteronemertea, Lineidae.
UGUCACUUUCGAGAAGAGCGUUGUCGCGUGAAGGUUCGAUCUUUGCCUUACCUCUAUCAGUAAGGCUGGCUUCACCAUGGUGAACAACCAGUCCCUUGAUGGGCAAGAUUCGCCAGAUGUUUCUGAAGUUGGAGACACUGGUCUCCUGGGAAAACCGGACCCCUUCAUCAUCAGUGUAAUUGUUGUCGCCAGCAUCCUCUUCUUAGUCAUUGUUGCCAUCGUUUCGGUAAUGAUUUCAAGUAUUAGAAAGAAGGCCCCGACUGUAGAAAAGCGCUCAAAGAAAUACGCGCCGGGCUCGGCCAAGCGACACUAUCUCGCUUCACCCGAAAAUAAGACAUAUCUUCUGAAGAAGUACAAGUGCAUACCGAUUCGCAGGUUGGAUGAAAAGACAGUUCCAGCAAGAAAUAUUAAUCCAAUCUACGAUUGCAAUUCCAAUACAUCAGUUCUCGACCCAACCCCAGUCAAACACAACGACAAGGCCUUGCUUGUUGCGGCCAACGGUGGAAGCCCUGUGGAUGGGUUGGCAGUCCCGAUGGAUACUCUCGCGUCGCAUUCCAUCACGAGCGAUCUCGUGGCAGAGCUAAAAGACUUCCAGCAGAUGCACAAAGUGGACAAAUCACCCUUGUAGACCAUGAGGAUUUGGGAUGCUGGCAAUCCCGCGGUUGCAAUAAACACAGUGUGUGCAAUUUUGGUGAUGGUGAUGUCCCUCAAGUUCGUCGAGUGAUUUAUACCUCCUUUAUCAUUGUCACGCCCAAUCUUCCCGCAAAAUACCAGUAGGCCUAUAGGCCUAUAAUUCUGGAUAUUGGCGUGACUCGCUGCUGCUUCGUUGAUUGAAGUGUUUCAUUGAACCAGGGUCUUUCAAUAUAAAAUAUUCUGAUUGUACUAACGUUUGUGUUUCGUGAUGCACCCUUGACGACACACGAUCGUCUGCCUCAAAAUGUAAUACGACAUAUAUAAAUUAAACGACGAUGUAGUAGUUCAAUGUAUUUUCCUCUGAGAUACCGUAUUGUGUUCCAAGUUGUACAAGUUAAU